GUCCAGGUGGUGAAUUUCCGAGAUGAACGCUCUCAGCGUCGCUCAUGACCGCGUCAGAAAUCGGCGUGUCAACUCGUUUUAACCCGUUUCGGAAACUUUCAAAGCAAAGUUGGUGGUUAUCUUCGAAGACACCGUGCCUACAUAAUCCAGACAGUCCACGGAGCAGUGUCAUAGAUCGGCAGGGUUGAGUAAGUUGUCUGCGGUUUCGAACUCUUCGAAGAAUCUCAUCCUCGACGGUAUUCUGACAAUUGUCAACGCUGGGUGUUGAGUAUUGUUGUGAAGUGCAAUUGUGUGUUGGGCCGAAGGAGACAUGUGUGUGGGGAAGUGCAAUUUGGAGUUGCGCCGAGGAGGGGUCCGGGAGAAGAAUGGCUUGGAUAGGAAUUGGGUUUCUUAUGGAAGCCUCUGUUUGAGCCAUGCUCUACGCGUGAAGCGGUAAGUGUGCAGGUGCAGGGAUCUGGUAUUAGAAGCGGGAGAAUGGAAUCAUAUCCUGACAAGAAGUAGAGGAGACUGGGGAGGCGAUAGUUUGGCUGCAUUUGUGUGUGACGUGGUCACAAGGAUGAGAGGUGAACUGAAAUUUGGCUGGCUAGGCUAGCAUCCUCAAUCGUAGAAAUCAGUAAGACAUGCUUCGAAAUGAUGGCAUGACGCGCGGUGGUGAAUGCAGCUGCGGUUGAAGUUGAAAGGACAGACAGAAAUCUUCAUGAGAUAAUCUUUACACUUUGAUGGGUGGAGGCGUGUCGCGGUUAAGGAGAUUUGAGUGCGAAGUAGCUCCGGAAAUUUGGUGAGAAUACUGUCAUCGGGGAAAGGAUUUAUCGAUGUCCAAGGAUUUUAGCUCUCAGAUUGAGGUUUGCUCCUGCACUACGAAGUGACGUAGGAGUUGAGUUUUGAUGGAAAUUGGGGUGCUUGCUAUUUGGAGCUGAAAUGGAAUUUGACUGCUGCUCAAGUUUGUUUCGCUCACGUAAAGGGUGAAUGUUUGGAUGCGUGGAGAUUAAGGGCUUAUGUUGAGGUUGAUGGAAGGUAGACAGGGACCGCUUAAAAGCUGGAAGAUUAACGGUGGGAACUUGUGUCCUUGGCCGAAAUGUUCAAGACGAAGACAAAGACAAAGAAUAGCAGGGGUUUUUUCAUAGCUUUUUGCUGAAGAAUAAUCUCGUACUGAAGACUAUGAAGAGCUAGAUGCCUUAACCGAAGACACUAAUAGACCUCCCCCUGUGGUCCUUCCACGCCGCAGUACAACCUGCAGUUAACGAGCAAUUAGGGUGUGAACAAGUGGCUGUUCUAUGUGAGCUUAAACCUGCGCGUGUUGGGUUUACAGAGAAGAUUGCCCAAUUUCACCCGUGGCGAAAAUACUUGAACUCAUAAGAUGGCUUGCGAACUAGAAAUAGACGAACUUGAAGUGGAGUACCGCACAUGGGCCGGGGACAAGGAGAGUGUGCUCAGUGAAUUGUCCAUUCGCCUAGAGAAAGCUUCAGAUACGGACCUCACUUUGCUGAUAAAGGGAGAAAAGCUUCAGAUUCUUAUUCCAUCCACAUACCGCAACCUGGAUUCUUCGACGUCGACUGAUCAUGAAUCUAGCGAAGUCUUCCUGCUGUGGACGGAAAAGAUCACAAGCAAAGAGGUGAAGAAAUCUAUGUCGGCUCUGACAGAAAAGCUGGAGAAAGUUCGCGUCAAGCCAAAGGCGCUGCAUCAAGUGUUGGACUUGCUUCUUGCAGGAAUGCAAAAGCUGCAAGUGAUGCGUGAAUCAAUGAACGAGAGUUCUGAGGAAUUCAAGCAUGAGAAGACCAGAGAGAGGGCCAAUUCAGAUGAGGAGGAAAAUGAUGACAAGAGUUACAAUUGGCACUCGGAGGAUGAUUCUAAAGAUGACGAUGGCGACAUCGGAGCAUCGUAUUACGACAUAGCCACCAGCGAUCCCUCGACAGUUUGGGCCACUAUGCAUGAAAUCUGGGAACAGGGGUUCUUGUACGCCUUCUCUGAGGAUGCGAGAAAGCAAUGCGAAGCAUGUAAAGCUCAAACACUGGGCGAUCUUCAGAAUCCAUUGAUGUGGCUCAGUGUGGUGUCUAAACCGAAGGUAUUGGUGGUCGAGUUGCAGUUUGAUUUGGUGGGGAUAAUCGAUGACAGGGUUGCAGCAGGCUUGGGUCUGUCGAUAAACGAGCACGUCUCGUUGAGCCUUGAGUUUUCCAAAAACACAUGGUCGGAAACAACCUUACAGUGGACUGAGUUCGAAUGUCAGAACAUAACCGUCAGUCAGGAUAGUAAACUCAUCGAAGCCCGCGACACCGAACGAGAUGAAAUUGAUAGAUACUUGGAGUCAAGUUUCGGAGCUGGCCACCGAAGCUAUGGUCUUGACGUGCUGUUUCCGGAUCUCACACGUAAGUUCUUCGCUGCCCUAAAUCAUCACGGAUCAGCACAAACAGGGAAUUAUCAGUACAUGGAGGGCAUCGAUGAGAAUCUGAACAACAAGAAUCCUUUCCUGGGGCUUGCCCUGGCCAUUUCCCACCAACUGAAGCGACUGCCUCAGUGCUGCAUCAUCUGCUGGAGGGAGCACCCGUUCUCCGUUACACGCAUGCGCACUUGUGACUCAGAUCUCUGUUUGCACCUCUUUGAGGAGCUGGGCUUGGGAGUGUCGGUGCUUGGCGAAGUGAAAAGCUCUCCGGAGCUUGUGGAAAUGGAGAUGGCAUUCGCUGCUGCGGCACUGAGGUCGAAGCGGGACGUCUUUGAGCCCUUCCCUGCUUUCUCGUUACAAAAAGAUGAGCUCAGAUUACGAAGUGGCUGGUUCAGCAACAACAAUAUGAGUGAAACUGCGUCGAGGUCGAAGAAUCGUAUAAAAACUGCUUACCAAAUGCCAAUUUUAGGUGCCGUGGAAGAUGAGAAAUCUGCCGUGCAGAGUAAUAAGAAUACUAAGCAGCUGAGUGAGGCAUUGGCAAGCAUCCCCCCCAUAAAUGUGCUUCAAAAGUGUGCCGAUGAGAGAUCGCUGAAGAGGGUUUUGGCUCGCGCUUGGUAUUCGCACUAUCACGAGGGAGUGGAGAGAGCACCUCACGAAGGCUCAGUCCCACCACGGACCUCGCAUGGUGCACACACAGACGCGGCACCGACACCCUUGCUCUCUCCUUUAAUGAAGAAAUCGCGAUCGCCCAGAUUUGAGACAGAGAAGAUGGAGCCAUGGAGGAAGGUGGCUAAUCUGGCUUACGACUUGAUGCGAUUCAUCCUCACGACUAACCGGGGGUCAAUCUGUCAGGUCUUUGGCGAAGACGAGGUUCUCAAGGUGGAGAGGUCGCCGAAAAGUAAAGAUGCUCCUGGAGAGAGCGGCAUUUAUCAGUUCGUUGUGCUUCACGACUCGCCCGAGAGAGCAGCUGAUUUUGAUCAUCGGCGCAGGGAUGCGGGAGGGUCUUACUUUGCAUUCCACGGUAGCUCUGGGGAGAAUUGGUACUCCAUUCUCCGAAACGGACUUCGGAGUAUGAGCUAUACCCCGUUCAUGUCCUGUGGAGCUGCUCAUGGGGCAGGCAUCUACCUGGCCAGCGAUCUUAGCACCUCCAUGAAAUAUGCGAAGUAUCCGUCUUAUUCUUGGAGACACGGCAUGCUUAAGCACGGGUUUCAGUGCGUUGCGAUCUGUGAGGUUGUGAAAGGCAGCAUCUCGCGACAGAAAAUCAUAUCUACACAAUUCACGCGCGAGGCCAAUGUUUUUGUUGUUUCACGUGAAUGCGAUGUGGCGAUCAGAUACCUCUUGGUGUUCAAGUCGCCCGCUACUUCAUACGUGGAAGGCGUUUCAAGUUUCAGGACCAACGGAAGUAUGUUGAAUGAAAAUUUAAACCUUUAUGCCCAUUAUGAGCGCCUUCUAAAGUAUAACAAAGAUGCAGUGGUCUCGCAACAGCACACCCGGAUGUUGGCCCGCUGUAAAACCCUGAGCGUCGUUGUCGCUGAGUGUGAAGGUCACAAUCCUGACUCGGCAACCCCGCCUCCACCUCCAUCCUCCUCCUCGAGCAGCGCUGAUCGGCAUCCAAAACGGGUACGAUUAGCAAAGGGAUUUGACGCAGCAGAAACCACCGAUACGCCGCCUCUCGAAUCGAAGAUAGUGAAGAGUGAGCCCACCCUGCUGCUCACAGAGACAACUGCCUCUAGCGAGUUUUUAUACCAAAAUUACUUUUCAGAGCCUCUUCACAGUUAUUCACCCCGAGCACUUACAUAGGAAGUUGAAGCGAGCGGGCAGCAGCUUGCCUGAGAGCUAACAUCAGAUUCGAACAGAAGGUUGAGAAACGAGUCGCGAGCUUGGGUUCCGCUUCAAAGCCUAGUUCUCUGCACACGUUGUCCACUUUGAAAUCAACUACCAUUAGCUCAUUUAUAUAUACUAAACUGUGCUAGGGUAAGAAAUACAACUCUUGUCAAUAGCUAACAUGCUGUAAUUUGUGGAGCAGUUGGGUAUUCAUUAGGGAGAGGGUGAAAAGAUUAUAAAAAAAACAAAAAUCGUCUCCAUGUACAGAAUUAUUCAUCUAGUUAUGAUGUUAUUUCAGCAUUGAAUUUACAGAA
Physcomitrium patens is the source of this 4515-nucleotide messenger RNA. RefSeq lists its product as uncharacterized. NCBI's taxonomy places the organism in Eukaryota, Viridiplantae, Streptophyta, Bryopsida, Funariales, Funariaceae. Gene Ontology annotation, molecular function: NAD+ poly-ADP-ribosyltransferase activity. The record is from RefSeq and is a predicted model, not a curated record.